This is a messenger RNA of Glycine soja, 1230 nucleotides long. RefSeq names its product golgin subfamily A member 6-like protein 1. Lineage: Eukaryota; Viridiplantae; Streptophyta; Magnoliopsida; Fabales; Fabaceae. Bases 146 to 901 code for a protein of 251 amino acids. The transcript is spliced from 3 exons. The record is from RefSeq and is a predicted model, not a curated record.
UAAAAACCAUCCCUCUCCCAAACCCUUCAAUAUAACGCCAAUUAAUAGGGAUUAAUUCCAACACCUUCACAUCAACCUUCCCUUGCUUUCUCUCUCUAUUCGUGUUUUUGUUUCCCACAAUCAAAUUCGCUCACACACAAGAAAAAUGGGUUGUGGGAAAUCUAAACACGAUGUAGCUUCUGGAAACACCGUUCUCCAACGCAAGAAAUCCACUGUCAAUUCCAAGGACAAUGAGACUCAAAACGUGGAGAAAAACAAUGAUGCUAAUGUUGACAAUGUACGUUUCGAAGUGGAAGAGAAGAACAAGGAAAAUGUCAAGGAGAUUGAAGUUGAAGGCAAGGGUGAUUACGAGUCCAAUGAUGUUGCUGGGAAUAUAACAAAGGUGCAGCAAGAAGAUAAGGCAUUGGAGACUAGUGCACAAGCUGAAGCUGAAGAGAACAAGGCACCGGAAAUUGUUGUUGCUGAAGGACCAAAUGAAGAGUCUGAACGUGGAAAAGACGAAUCAUUAUUGGGAAAAAAUGAACAGGAAAAAGUGAAGGAUGUUGCUGUUGCAGAAGAGAAACAACCAACGGAAGAAAAGAAAGAUCUGGAAAAUGAAAAAGUGGAUCUGAGCGUAAAGGAAGAGACCUUGCCUUUGAUGAAGGAAGAAGAAAGCAAAGACACAAAUGAAGAGGCUUUGGUGAAGGAAGAAGAAAACAAAAACACAAAUGAAGAGGCUUUGGUGAAGGAAGAAAGCAAAGACACAAAUGAAGAGGCUUUGGUGAAGGAGGAAGAAAGCAAAGACACAAAAGAAGAGACAUUGGAAAAGGAAGAAGAAACCAAAGAAACAACAGAGCAGGGAAAGACUUUGGUCAAGGAAGGAGAAACCAAAGACGCAAAUGUUUCAACUUCAACCUCCUAAAGUGAACAGAAAGGAUUUGAAAGUUGCAUUGAAAAGGAGCAACAGAGAAUUAGACAACCAGAAAAAAAGAUAAAUUGUGAUUAUAGAGGUGACACACAAAGUAUUCUGGUUGCAUUGCAAGUCCAGGGUGUUUCUAAUGCUAAUUAAGUUGGAAAUAGCUUGGAUAUAGUGUCGAGUAUGUAUGUUUAUGGUGAUAUAAUAACAAGCUUUUUAUUCAUUUUGUGCUGGUCUUCCAUUGAAUUUUCCUUUCCUUAGUCCUAUACUCUCACAAGGUUGUACAUGAUAUACUCCAGAAGAUCGUUGUUACACUAAUGAGUAUAUUAAUCAAA